GUGCGCGGAAGUGUGAGGCGGAAGCGGCUGCAGAAAGCGGCGGCGCGGGACGCCGGCACCGCCCUGCAAGCACGGAGCGAGCGGCGCGGCCGCGGCAGGGGCCGGGCGCGGGGCAAUGGCGAAGAACACGGUGUCGUCGGCGCGCUUCCGCCGGGUGGACGUGGACGAGUAUGACGAGAACAAGUUCGUAGACGAGGAGGACGGUGGCGACGGCCAGGCCGGGCCGGACGAGGGCGAGGUGGACUCGUGCCUGCGACAAGGGAACAUGAUGGCUGCGCUGCAGGCUGCUCUGAAAAACCCACCCAUCAACACCAAGAGCCAGGCAGUGAAGGAUCGGGCAGAAAGCAUUGUCUUGAAGGUCCUCAUCUCUUUCAAAGCCAACGAUAUUGAGAAGGCAGUACAGUCUCUAGACAAGAAUGGAGUCGACCUGCUAAUGAAAUACAUCUACAAGGGCUUCGAAAGCCCCUCUGACAACAGUAGUGCAGUGUUGUUGCAGUGGCAUGAAAAGGCCCUUGCUGCUGGAGGUGUAGGGUCCAUUGUCCGUGUCUUGACUGCCAGAAAAACGGUUUAAGUCCAGCAACAAGUGGCUGUCUGCUAUUGGUGUGGGAAGUGGUGGUACAAAGACCAAAAGAACCAAAUGUCGUCACUGCCCUGUGGGUAGCAUCUGUCUCUCUCAGCUUGCCUUCUUGCUGCUGCUUUCAUAUCCGACAAAAUAUGCAUAUCUCAUUUCCUUUUGUUAACCUUUGGCUAGUAUAGAGGUGCAAUUUAAUUUCUAAUGGGAAUAUUUGGUACUCGGAAGCAUUUCAGUGGCAUCACAUACAGUAUAUACACAUGGAUAGUUAUACACAAUUUUUGUGUAUGAUGGUUUGAGUUCAUGUAAAUAAUCGUGGCAGAUUUUUGCCCUUACUCUCCAUGCAGAGGCUGAGGGACUUAAGGCAGUGUAUUAAUUGUCUAGCUAGCCCCACAGUGUUUGAUGUAAUAUAGAUAUAUGUUUGAGAAGUUGACAGCUAUUAUUAAAGGUAACUGGAUCAUUCUCUUGGUCAACUUCUGAGCUCUACAGCAGUGAGUUGGGUAGAAGUGAGUUGGCUCUGUCUUCCCUCAGAACCUAAUUAUUCAUUCAGUAAAUUGAUAUUUUUUUCCUUUCUUGUAAGAAUUUCACAUCUAUGGGGUUUGUUUGGUUUUUUGCUUUCUUUGUGAUCAGCCAGGUGCUGAUCAGAGAGAGCAAGUCAUAACAGUUAAAGAAUAGUCUAAAUCAUUGGAGAUAAAUGUUGAUUUUCACUGGGUCCUAAUUUAGUAAUCGUAUUUUGGGAGCAGAGUAGAUGUAGAUAAGGGCAAGUAGUAAAUGCCCUUGGCAACAAGCUGAAAGAGAAACAAUUAUAUAAAAUGCAGCACAGUUGCUGCCUUUGGACAUCAGUGCACAUUUCUCAAGAUUGCCCGUGUGGCCCUUGUAAAAUGUCUUGAUCAGUAUUUUUCCCCAGGUACAUGGGACCUAGAAAAUACCAGUAGAUUCACAUUCCAUAAUAUAGCUUAGUGCAUUGUGUUAACUAACAGAUAAACCAAGUGAAGUCCCAAGAGAGACAAGUUCUUUUUAAUUAAAAAUGUCCAUGGAGUCCAGUGUAUCCCAGACCUCAGAUCACCCUGAAUGUGUGUAACAAAAACUGAAAUGCACCAGUGUUCUACAUUCACAUUUUACACCUGUUCGGUUGUGUAAAAUUGAGAGGAAUUUGUGAAGACCUUUGCUGUUUUUGAUACUUGCUUUUUUUUGUAAAAUGAUAAAUGAUCAGAAAAUAAAUUGUUGCUGUUGACAUCUGAA
Gavialis gangeticus (Gharial) is the source of this 1813-nucleotide messenger RNA. RefSeq names its product actin related protein 2/3 complex subunit 5 (gene ARPC5). The record is from RefSeq and is a predicted model, not a curated record. Gene Ontology annotation, molecular function: actin filament binding. Gene Ontology annotation, cellular component: Arp2/3 protein complex; cytoplasm; actin cytoskeleton. Gene Ontology annotation, biological process: regulation of actin filament polymerization; Arp2/3 complex-mediated actin nucleation; cell migration. Lineage: Eukaryota; Metazoa; Chordata; Crocodylia; Gavialidae. Bases 116 to 571 code for a protein of 151 amino acids. The transcript has 4 exons.